AAGUGAGUAAGCGUAUGGCACUUGGAAUAUAGCAUCGGAGGCGCUAGUGUCACUGCAUGCAUUCAAUGCCGUCAUCCGCAUAAGUUUCAAUCUGUACAGAGCUUCAGUAUACUUUUCACACAUGAAAUGCAUUGUUCCGAAUGAAAAUAAUCACAAUGUUGAGUUAUUAGCACAAAACAUCUUUAGUAGUUUAUUUUUCAAACUUAAAUUGAUUUAAAUCAUGUUCAUAAUGCUAUAAUUUGAAAAUGUUUAUCUAUAAACUGACUAAUUCACCUAUGGCCAUCUUUUGGUGGUGAACCGACCUGUAGAAACUGUCAAAACAAAUGUUGAGGUUACAUCAUUUUGAAAGGCCAUCAACAUGAUUGUAAACAGAUUGUUAGGUAAAAUUUUGUAUGGCCAUAAGGUUCGGCUGAGGUAUCGCUAUUAUUCAACGUCAAAAUCAUCAGAUGACAACAUUCGAAAUAUUGCAAUUUUAGCUCACAUCGAUGCAGGCAAGACAACAACGACCGAACGGAUGUUGUAUUAUUCCGGCAAGACGCAUACAAUGGGAGAGGUACAUCGUGGUAAUACAAUAACCGAUUUUUUAGCACAAGAACGCGAACGUGGUAUCACAAUAUGCAGUGCAGCGGUAACACUUCCGUGGAAAGAUCAUCGUAUAAAUCUCCUAGACACACCGGGUCACAUUGAUUUUACAAUGGAAGUGGAACAGUCACUUGGCGCCGUCGAUGGUGUAGUUGUUGUGCUCGAUUCAUCAGCUGGUGUUGAGGCACAAACAAUUACCGUUUGGCAUCAAGCCGAUCAUUAUAAACUACCACGAAUGGUUUUCGCAAAUAAAAUGGAUCGACCAGAUGCUGACUUCGAGGGAUGCUUGGAUGAUUUAGAGAAAAAAUUGGAAUGCAUUCCAGUGCCCAUUCAAUUGCCAAUUAUGGGUGACAAAGGAAUAAAAAGUAUCAUUGAUGUUCUGGAGCUUAAAGAGUUGCGUUUCGAUCAAUCGAAAGAAGGACGUGUUUACGCCAAAGUUCCGCUCAGUGGUGAGCUUCUGAGAAAAACGGUCGAGAAAAGAUGUGAGAUCAUUGAUUUGAUGAGCAGCUACGAUGACAAGUUAGCAGACCAAAUCAUACAAAAUGAUAGUUUGGAAACCAUCGACAGUUCCAUAGUUAGACAAGCGAUACGAAAUUUGACGAUAAAGCAAAAUAUUGUGCCAAUAUUCCUGGGAUCGGCGUACAAAAAUACAGGUGUACAACUUCUAAUGGAUGGGGUCACAUCAUAUCUGCCAGCGCCUAGUGAACGUGGCUCUAUUUAUAAAUGCUUUGGUAAAGAUUUUGCGGGCAAAGUGUUCAAGGUGAUGCACGACAAACAAAGAGGUGCCUUGAGUUUAGUUCGGGUGCUCAAUGGUACGCUAAAAAAAGGGGACAAAGUCACUACAUCCAAUGGUAACUCGGAGGUCAUUCAGCGAAUCUAUGAACCGUUGGCCGAUGAAUACCGUGAAAUAAAUGACGUGAGUCAGGGAAAUGUUGGUAUAUGUGCUGGACUCAAGACUACCUCCACUGGUGAUCUUCUUAUGUCGAGUAUGAAAUCAUUGAAUGCAGCCCAAGAGAAGCUUGAGUCAAAAGGUAUUCAACUGCAGUUGAAACCACAAAUUCCAGAUGCCGUUUAUUUUUGUUCGAUUGAACCGCCAUCCAUUUCUUAUCAGCCAGCUCUUGAAAAGGCACUAGCUCAGCUCCAUCGCGAAGAUCCAAGUUUUCGCGUUAGCUAUGAUGAUACAACGAUGCAAACCGUUCUGGGUGGAAUGGGAGAAUUACACUUAGAAAUAAUAAAAUCGAGAAUUCUAAGUGAAUACAAAAUCGAAGCUGAUCUUGGACCAUUACAAAUUGCUUAUAAGGAGUCGAUUCAGGAGCCCAUUCGUGAUACAUUCGAAUUGAAAAAGGAUAUUGCUGGUUCAGCUCAAGAAGUCACCAUUGAAAUGUCAUUGGUUAUGGAUAAAACAGACGAAUUUAAUCUCGACACACAUCCAGAGGCGGCACAUGCAUUAGCAGCCAUUCAUCCAAAAUACAUAAAGUGUAUAAGAAAAGCCGUGCAAUCAGCCCUGCUUAGAGGCCCAUUGGUUGGUGGAACAGUUGUCGAUACACAAGUUAUACUACACCAAUUGGUGCUCGGUAGAAGAACAGCCGAAUCCUUAUUAAUGUCGGCCACAGCACAGUGCAUACAAAAACUUCUCCGGAAAACCGGAUGCAGACUUUUGGAACCACUGAUGUCAAUUCAAAUAAUUAUGCCGGGCGGUCGACUAUCAGUCGUGCUGGGUGAUUUGUCAAAGCGACGAGCGGAAAUCCAAGAAGUGGUAGUCCGAGGAGAAAACAGGAUUGUGCAUGCAAUCGCUCCGUUGGCCGAACUCGGCGGGUAUUCGAGUAAGGUGCGAAUAUCUACAUCGGGAACAGCUAGCAUGAGUAUGCAGCCAUGCGGCUACGUAUCUAUGACGGAAGACCAACAAACGCACGCAAUACGACGAACUCAAGGAUUAGAAUAAAUAUUUCGAGUCAAAGUGUUCAAUAUUUGUUUUAAAAACAUUCGAUUAUUCAGUCAAUAAACCAGUUAAUUUUAAGCAAAAAAA
Messenger RNA from Sitodiplosis mosellana (orange wheat blossom midge), 2608 nucleotides. It is a transcript of the gene mRRF2, whose product is annotated as ribosome-releasing factor 2, mitochondrial. Gene Ontology annotation, biological process: ribosome disassembly; mitochondrial translation. The transcript is spliced from 7 exons. Gene Ontology annotation, molecular function: GTPase activity; GTP binding; translation elongation factor activity. Gene Ontology annotation, cellular component: mitochondrion. The coding region runs from base 359 to 2524 and encodes 721 amino acids. NCBI's taxonomy places the organism in Eukaryota, Metazoa, Arthropoda, Insecta, Diptera, Cecidomyiidae. The record is from RefSeq and is a predicted model, not a curated record.